Molecule: messenger RNA, 2410 nt
Organism: Aspergillus fijiensis CBS 313.89
Lineage: Eukaryota; Fungi; Ascomycota; Eurotiomycetes; Eurotiales; Aspergillaceae
Product: flavin-containing monooxygenase
Exons: 2
Coding region: 464-2254 (596 amino acids)
Molecular function (GO): NADP binding; flavin adenine dinucleotide binding; N,N-dimethylaniline monooxygenase activity
Source: RefSeq, a predicted model, not a curated record
ACACCUGCAUUCGGAGUGUUCUCUGAGCAAAGUCGUUCUCAAGUCACUUUAAUUGAGACCAGCACCAUUGAGAUGAUCACCAUUGGGAGGAAAUUAAGGUGGUCGCCGGACGGACCGUUCAGAUCGGGAUUACACUACCACGUGGAAGCCGUAUGGUGUCACAACAUACCAAGCGAAUAGAGUCAAAUUUCACAUAGUCAAUUCCACGAGACGCUCAAAGGACUCCUGGUCCUGGCGUCCAGCGACCUGGCUCGGAGUGGAUAGUCCCACCAGCCGGAGGACCCCGGGAUCUCACACGCAAAACAUGAAUGAAGGGACAGAUAACCGAAGAGGAACAAGGCCAGCUCUCUCUGAUGGGCUUGCGGGAAUUAUGUAAUGGCAGUCAUUAGUGCAUGGCUCUUUCAUCCGGAGAAGAACCCAGUGGGCAGUGUGUGGUGGUUCCCGCAUUCACAUGCUUCGCACAAUGGCCGAUCCACAACUACGUCAUGCUUUGAACAUGGCUGUUUCAAGCCCCCAUCAUCAUCAUCGUCUUCCCUUCCGAGUCCGAGUCCCAUUGAAAAGGUUCCUGCUUCCCCAGUCGACUUCUCGUCCCAGAUUAAUUGCAGUCAAGAAACUUAUUCGCGUCUUACCUCACCAGCUGCUUUUGAGUGGCACCCAACCCUCCCUCUCUCCCAUUGCCUACGAACAACUGCCUACCAUGGCGGAAAAAAAUCAAUCAGGACUUUCCAUAUCGGCGUUUCUAAAGCACCCAUUCCUACAGACAUGGACUGUCUUCUACAUGCUUUUUCAGCACUUGAUCACUUGGAUCUUUGCCCCCAAUCCUCCCAAGCCGACGGCUGACACAGAUGGCCUCCCGAAGAAGAGAAUUGCCGUGAUUGGCGCAGGUCUAACCGGAGUUUCAGCGGCAGCACACUGCGUCGGUCAUGGGUUCGAUGUCGAGAUCUUCGAAGCCAGAUCCAAGGACAAGGGCCUCGGAGGUAUCUGGAGUCGUGUCAACUCGACAUCCUCUCUGCAAAUCCACAGCCUGAUGUAUCGGUUCCACCCGUCAGUGAAGUACGACGCCGCCUACCCCACACAAGCAGAGAUCAAAGAACAGAUCGCAAGCCUAUGGAAGCGCUACGACCUGCAGAAGCACACAACCUUCAACACCCCGAUCACCUCGGUCAAGCAGACCAAGAACGGCAGAUGGAUCAUCAACAACGACGAGUCCAAGUAUGGUCGCUUCGACGGAAUCAUUGCCUCCGUCGGCGUGUGCGGGGACCCGAAGAUGCCCCCGCUCCCGGACCAAGAGAAGUUCAAGGGCCAGAUCUACCACUCCUCCGAGCUGGACGGCAAGUCCGUGGAAGGCAAGAAGGUGCUCAUCAUCGGCGGCGGCGCCAGUGCCAUCGAAGCGCUGGAGUUCGCCGUCAAGAACCACGCCGCCGAGAUCGACGUCCUCUCCCGCUCCGACAAAUGGGUCAUCCCGCGCAAUGUGUUCGUGCAGUCGCUGCUGGCGAUGAACAUCCUCGGCCAAGAGACCUCCCUCUCGUGGAUCCCCGAAUCGCUCCUCCGCAAGUUCUUCUACCGCGACCUGUCCGACAUCGCCCCCUCGGGCGGGCUGUUCACCGGCACCCCGAUGGCCAACUCGGAGCUCUUCGAGCAGAUCCGCCAGGGCAAGGCGCGCUGGCUGCGCGGCGACAUCGUCUCGACCGAGGCGGACGGGAUCCGGUUCAACUUCCGCAGCCGCGGCGUGCCCAAGGGCGGGCCAGGCCACGAGGCCCUCGUGCCGGGCGACGUGGUGAUCAUGGCGACGGGCUUCAAGCGGCCCUCGCUCUCGUUCCUGCCGGACGACGCCUUCGAGGAGCCCUACUCGCCGCCCAGCUGGUACCUCCAGACCUUCCCGCCCAAGUACCCCAGCAUCUGCGCCAACAACAGCACCUACGUCAACGCGAUCGGCACCGUCGGCAACAUGCACAUCGGCAUCUACACGCGCUUCCUGCUCAUGUUCCUGACGGACCCGCUGUCGCGGCCGAGCGAGGGCCGCAUGAAGACCUGGAUCGACUUCACCCGGCUGAUGAAGAAGAUGUCGCCCGUCGGGGCGUUCGACUUCUUCACCUACACCGAGCUGAUCUACUGGUUCGUGUUCUGCAUCGUGGUGAACCCGUUCCGGUGGAAGUGGGCGCCGUUCGUCCUGUUUGGCAUUGGAUACAUGCUUCCGUUGGAGGUGGUGAAGCAGGAGGAGGCGUUCAGAAAGGAGCUCAAGCGACAGCACUAAAUGUGGUUGUUGGAUGUGAAAAGACAUUCUGAUAAAGUUGGACAUUGACAGAUAUGAUUGGAAGAUAGCUAGCACCGGUCUCGACACAUUGAACAUCUAAUGACCUGAUGAUAUUUUACUAUACUUGUUACAAAUGAAUUCCUUGAUAUAUACAUA